Molecule: messenger RNA, 3404 nt
Organism: Tuber aestivum (summer truffle)
Lineage: Eukaryota; Fungi; Ascomycota; Pezizomycetes; Pezizales; Tuberaceae
Source: the annotation of a GenBank genome assembly
AUGCCUAAUGAAAACAAUAAUACCCAGUCAGCCGGAUCUGGCGAAACUGAAUUCUUGACUUGUGAAGAAUCCCCCGGGGGGGUCAAUCAACUCGGAAUUUCCAAAAAGGUUAAGUCACAAAAGCUCCCCUGCACUUUCUUGGUCACGAAAAAAUUGUGUUCACAUAAUAGGCAGCCUGGGUCUCCUCCUUCUGAAGAAAUCACGGAUAAAUUGACUUUGUCUCUAACUGCGAGGAAGGAGGGGCUCGGCCAAGCCCUGAGUCAAAAUAAUUCUGACGAUGUUCGCUUUCUACCUUGAUUAAUAUUAGGGAAUGCUACUAACACUAACCAGGACGAUGAUCAAAACAAGACUCCGAAGCCGAAUCUCCCUGAAGGCUCUGAAGCGACCAACAUGCAGCAAUUACUUUCCAAGCUCGCCGAGCAGCAACGAUUGAUUGAUCAACAAAGAGAGGCUCUUGCGCAUCAGGAGAAGGAACUUUUUAGGGUCAAGACAGAUAACUAUCCCGGAUUUUCGGCGUACACCAGUCCCUCUAUCCAAGUGGCAGCAGAUCCCAGCCCCGGCCCCUUCAACGCCGUUCAGAAUCCUGUUUCAGUGGAUAACUCCGAUAGUUAUGGCUUUCGCCCGGCUUCUCACUUUCACGAAGUCAAUCGUCUUCAAUCAGAGUUAAAGGUCGCCCAAAGUAAGAUAUCGGCCAUGAACGACGAGCUUGUCCAUACAAGAAUAGCAAAGCACACGCUAGACCAAGUCUUGAGUCCUUCAGGGGAGGAUGGGUCUUCAUUGGGAGGUGAUGUCUCAGAGCAAGCCAUUGCCUCUUUGCAAACAGCCUUUGCACAGUCUACCCGCCCAAACACACAGAGACCCGAAUCCUGGCCAUCGGCAUCCUAUGACGACUCGAUGGCCGAUCAUUCCACUGAGUACCAUCAACAGCCCCUCUCGACUGGCCCGUACUCCCGAUCCGGUAUUUGGGCCACCUCCCCAAAGUCUAGUAUGCCCCAGCUGGCAUCUUUGCAAAUUACUGCCCCUAGCGAAAUGCAAUACCAAAAUACAUUGCGCCAGGGUCCCGUCGAUGCAGAUGCCUAUGGGGGAAGCCGAAUCUGGAAUAAUACGCCCCGCUCCUUUAGUCUACAGGGUGGCGGCCCUCCUGUUACAGGGGACGGUCGUUACUCAGGUCGUCGUUCAUCUUACAACCCCCAGGCCACUCCUUUUGUCCGCUCCAACUUUGAGCAUGGGGGUUCGAACAAAGUUUCUUCGAGCACAGGUUAUACUCCGAGCCCAAUCGGCACUCCGCUUUCCCCUAACUCUACUGCUGAUUUUCCUUCAGGCUCUAGUAGUGGCAGCACGCUGUGGGGCCAAGCUCAAGUAGGUUUUCUGGGCUUUGUCUGUUUGAAUAGGUGUUUGAAACUAACGGAAGUUCCAAUAAUAAAAGCAGACAUAUGUUUCUACUAUUGAGCCACUCAACUAUCGGCGACUUCUCGAACGCAGUGUCAACUGCAACUGGAAAUACAUCGUUGAUAAGAUUGUUUGCAACAAUGACCAACAAGCCUCCAUCUUUCUCCAACAGAAACUUAAGAUUGGCACAGCCGAACAGAAACACGCGAUCGUCGACUCAAUUGUAGCUCAAGCGUACCCCCUUAUGGUUAACCGCUUCGGAAACUUUCUCGUUCAACGAUGCUUUGAGCAUGGCACCACGGAGCAGAUAGAUGGGAUAGCAAGUGCUAUCCGUGGAAAUACCCUCAACUUGAGCAUGGAUGCGUUUGGCUGCCAUGUUAUUCAGAAGGCCUUCGAUUGCGUUUCUGAGGAUUUCAAGGCAACUAUGGUCGCCGAAUUGCUUCGACGCAUUCCGGAAACGGUCAUUCAUAGAUGUUAGUAGCAACCUUCUCCCUUGGUUUUUCUGGUGCUGAGAAUAUUUUAGACGCCUGUCAUGUCUGGCAGAAACUUUUCGAACUCAGGUGGUCGGAUUCCCCACCUCAAAUCAUGAAGUAUGUAAAUGAGGCCUUGCGAGGUAUGUGGCAUGAAGUUGCGUUGGGGGAAACUGGCAGCCUCGUGGUCCAGAAUAUCUUCGAAAAUUGCCUCGAAGAGGAUAAAGUCAGUAGCUCAGAUUAUACCUAUGCGUUCUCAUGGCAUCCAUUGGCUGUGUAUACUGACAUCUGUAGCGCCCCUGUAUCAACGAGGUUCUCGAGUCGAUUGAUCUGAUCGCUCACGGCCAGUUUGGUAACUGGUGCAUUCAACACAUUUGGUAGGCUUUCCCCUCUUUCAACCUACCUCAGAUAUCUAACCCGAGUUUAGCGAGCACGGGGCGCCUCUUGACCGUUCUAGAGCAGUUGAUACCGUCGUUCACAAUGCCGCUGAGUAUAGCAUGGAUCAAUACGCAUCCAAAGUUGUUGAGAAAUGUCUCAAAAUAGGCGGAAGCGAAUUUCUCGAUCGAUACCUUGACCGUGUGUGCGAAGGACGCUCUGACCGUCCUCGCAUUCCUCUCAUUGAUAGUAUGUUUCAUCUUCUGUCCUCUUUUUCCUCUACUAACUCUUUCAGUCGCGAGCGACCAGUAUGGAAAUUACCUGGUUCAAUGGAUACUCCAACAUGCUUCGUCUACUCAUAGAGAGCAAGUUGCGACCCAUAUCCGCAAGCACAUGGUUUCCUUGCGCGGGAGUAAGUUUGGCUCCCGUGUUGGCAUUCUCUGCUGCAAUCCGAUGUACAACCGCUCCGGCACCCCUUCCACUGCUGCACCAAGAUACAGCAGAUAUGGCUAUCGCUAGCGCUGACACUUUCUUAUUAUCCAUUUACCAUAUCUAUACGGCUUACAUUCUAUCAAACUGUAGUGUUUCUUGGAUGAUUUUUUUUAUCGUUUCUGUUUGGUUGCUAUUCAACUCUCUGCUUAGGUAGAUUGCAACUCUUCAAAAGUGGACGGUAGGGAUGGUUCACACGAUUCUCAUUUUUUCCCCCCUGUUUCAUUCUUUUUCUUGUUCUUUUUCAUGUUUGAAUGGACGAUGAAGUGGUGGUAUGAUGCAUGGAUUGGGCUUAUUCUCCCUUUCUUCCUCUCCUGUCUGGAGGUACCCACUAUCAUUUCUCAAGCCUGGCCAUGCGGGCAUUUGGUUAGUUGAAAGAGCAUGGUUGGCGGGGGUGUAUAUGAAGCAAACGACAGUUGCGGUUAGAAACCCCUAUACAUCUUAUGGGAUUGGGGUCAGUGCGUUGUGAGGAACAGAAUAAACUGUACCAUCGCAAUAUUUGCACUGUUGCACAGUGUUUGCAUAGCUUUCUAAUGAGCACAUGGGUUUACUCCUAUUUCGGAUCUUAAUUUCAGCGGCGCUUAUCCUUAAACAUUUCUCUCUUUUUUUCUCUUUAUGUAUCUAGCUAGUGAUGGAUAUCUUUGACGAUGGUGAUGACAAUAAUUUAUGCUUUAGCCCAUC